Synchiropus splendidus (mandarinfish) is the source of this 4410-nucleotide messenger RNA. RefSeq names its product 5-azacytidine induced 2 (gene azi2). Gene Ontology annotation, cellular component: cytoplasm. Gene Ontology annotation, biological process: canonical NF-kappaB signal transduction. Lineage: Eukaryota; Metazoa; Chordata; Actinopteri; Syngnathiformes; Callionymidae. Bases 206 to 1369 code for a protein of 387 amino acids. The record is from RefSeq and is a predicted model, not a curated record. The transcript has 8 exons.
UUUAUUUUGAAAUGACUAAGCACUGACGCGACACCCGGAAGUUUUUGCCUCAUCACCUGUCAGUGCCCAGUCUCUUUGUUAUUCUACGACAAACAGGUCUGCUUUCUUCAGAAAUACAUGAAGACACGGUGUGGUCAGCAGUGGCAGAUCUGAGGGCAGCAUCCAACACGGUUUUGGAUCUGCCAGAUUGAAGGCCUGCGCAGGCAUGGAGCCUCUGGCUGUGGAUGAUGACAUAUGCAUCCUCAAACAUGAGACGGCCUACACUGCCACCGGAGAGAGCCCUGUGUCUGCCUGUGCAGGCGACGAAUCUGUCGCUUCACACUUUGCUCUUGUCACGGCCUACGAGGACAUCAAGAAGAGGCUGAGAGACACAGAGAGAGAAAACACUUUGCUGAGGAAGAGAGUGAAGCAGCUUGAAGAUAAGCUUUUCCGGCCUGAUGCACCACCGUCAGAAGGUCCUCAGUACGUAAACAAAGCCUUCAGUGCUUAUCGAGGCAUCUAUAUCGAGAAGGAGGAUCUGCAGAUUGAGCUCAAUAAACUGAAAAAGGAGAAGAGUGAGAGUGAGAGGUUGCUGACUGAACAACUUCAAGCCAAAGAGAUGGAGCUGCUGCAGCUGAGGACAGAGAUGGAGACCAGCCAAGUGAUGAAGAGCUUGAACAGCCCCCAGGAUUACUGGCAGGUGGACCGAGUCAGCAAUGAGCUGAAGAUCAACAAACUUCAAGAGGAGCUGGAGAGGUUGACGCUGCAAAACUGCCGACAGCUAGAGAGAGAGGAUGAACUGCAUGGCCUCAACGGACCAGACUUGGACCACAGCUGCGACCCCACGUUUAACAGGGAGAGAAGCAUCUUGCACUCGUACGAGUCCUUGUGUUCUGAAGUCACUCGUCUCCAUGCGGAGAUGAAGCAACAGAAAGGCCUGAUUCAGAAACUCAGGCCUCUGACCACGGAGAUGAGACAAGCUGCUUCUUCUGUCCCGGUCCAGUGUCUGGACGACGUGGAAAAGAACAACCUCCACCCAUUUCCUCGGGUAACAGCCCCACGACCUCCGUGCUCCCCUUCCUUGCCCUCGUGCGUGGGUCGGCCCGCCAUGACAGGUGCCACUGUGCUGCCUGACAGUUUGAAAGAGGACUGCUGGUACAACGGACCCUGGCCCACGUACCACGACGGGCUAGUCGGGGGCGACCCCUGUUCCGUCGUGCUGCCGCCCCCACCCCUCAACCAAGCCUCGCUGGACGACAGCUCGCGCUCCUUCCCCAGCCCCCCCAAACCCAGUGACGCUAUGUUUUGGGAGUCGUCCAACUCCUCAUCCUCAGUGGGAAACUGUGUUCCGAGGAGCCCCCCUAACACAGAGUGGGCCAAACCCUACUGAACUUGUAGCGGACUCUUUUCUGUCAAGAGGCGGACCCGCCUCAUUGCUACCACCUAACUUGCCUUAAGUUGACGAAGACCACUCUUUCCGGACCAGAUCUAUCGAUUCGGGAAACCAUGCCAGGCCUAAAGAGACCUAUUUGCCUUGAAGGUAAAGACUUGGGUGAACAUACCUGCAACAGGCUUGUUUUAGAAUCGAUUGUUUAACAUGUGUUUGUGAGAAGGCAAGGUGUUCCUUUUAGCACAUGCUAGCGCACGCCACUGGCUGUUGUCGCGAGUGCGGGUCAGUUGUGCACCUGGAGCUGGAUGGAGUGGGGUUCAGAGGUCACUUUCAUCCUCCACAGCCACAUUUAGAUGCAGCAGAGUCAUCAGCCACCUACACAACUGCUGUAAAUGAUACAUGUGUACUUGAGUUUCUUCAGGAGAUGGUCAUCUCAGUAUAACAUUUAUGUCUCUUUACAUUUUAUAUAGUAAUUUAGCACAGUACUGACGCGGAUGACGUCAUGAAACAUUUUUGUAAAAGGUUUUAUGUCAUGAAGUCAUUUUAUUUUAGAUGCGAGCAGCAUUUGCUGAGACUGUGGCUGGAAGCGAUGCUGGACACCAUCCUGGUCGUCCCCUCAUCUACUGACCUGUUGGGACUGUCUGCUCUGUUUUAAAGAGUUUUGUUUUUCAGCAAGGGUUGCUGAAAUGCAGUACGAGGAACUUCUGUCGUUCAUUUCUCAAGCUUGAAUCUAAUCCGUGUGGUGUAAAUGAAACAUGCCGUCAGUCCAAUCAUACGACUAGCUUCAGCUACCUGCCUAAUGCAGUUUUGAUCUCCAAAGUGGCGCUUCGGAAACGUGACAGCUGUCUACAAAUGAGUCGGGAAGACGCCUCGAGUGUCCGCUGUGAUUCAAGAUGCAGAUGCCUACAGACCUCUUCGGUCUGUUCCACAAGUUCUGUUCAGCAGCAGUAAUCACUUCUGUGAACCAUUUGCAAACCAAAAUGCAAUGUACAGUAGAUACGGAUUAUAUUUUAGAUUUACUGCACUGCGGACUGUUUGUAAAUACGGCCAAUUAAAUACACCAGAAGAACUCUGAUUUCCUCUUCAAGCCUUGAGUGUCAAUUCAAGGCGGUUUAUCUCACCAUGGUUUUGUGAUCUCACUGUAUUCAAACCUUAGAAUUGCUACCUGCUCCACAGCUGGAAUCAUCUUGAGACACUUUGUCCAGACAUAAGGCAACAGAGGGAAGCAAUCGGAGUUCUGUUUCAACACAUUCACAAAGAUAACAGGAGGCGGAGUGUAAGGUCAUUUUCAGUAUAUUUGCAUCUCACACUGCACAGCAAGUGAAUAUUUAUAUACAACGUCUGGUCCGGAACAUCAGCCUGCUUGGCAGCCGGACUUUUCUGAUACCCUUAAUAGAACCAAGUGCUUCAUGAUCAUAGUCGUGAGACGGGACGUAUUUGCAAAAGCAUCAUUUUACUGAACAUGUAUAAGACCAUGUAAAGCCUCCACAGGUUCUCCCUGCCCAAAGCUCUCAACUCCUCUGGGUGUUACAUGCUGGUGGGCAGCUUCUGUUUCCUGUUCUUGGAUGGAACUCCCGUCCUCUCGAACUCCAUCUUCUCCUGGAUGUAUUCCUGCUUGCACUGCUCAAAGAACACGGGAUCCUUGUAGCUGGAGAUUUAAGAAAAAAAUGCAAUAAUUUUAGCCUCAUUUUCUGUUUUAUAAAAGACAGCCAAGUACUCACUACUGUGUCAAGCACGCCUUCAGAGCCGAGUUCUCCUCCCGACACUUGAACACCAUGAAGAACCCCGACUCUUUACAGCAGGCGUUAAAGGCUGAAGAUUUCAGACAAGAGUCACGUGAUGCUUGUUGCGUUAACAUUGUUAUGCGACUGCAUGUGUUUUACCCGCUGCUCAUGUCCUCAUUUGCCUCACACACGCACCUUUUAUUAGUAGUAUCUGUGCUAACCUUUCGUCUCACUCCAUGCUUGGUAGUGCAUGUUGGACAGUGUGAUUCCUCUGUACGUAUAAUUUCUCCAUAUACAGUGGAGGUCAUUGGUUUUGUUCUGCCUGUAAUGCAAGUGUUGUCUCCACUCAUACAAGGUUAGUAUUGUGUCUCUAUUUCCACCUGAAAUUUUCGGUAAUUAAUUAUGGAAAAAAAGGAUUCUGCUUCACUGACAUUCUAUGUGACAGACCCUUCACGUAAACAGGGUGUGGAAGACUUCCAGUCUUCACCUUCUUAGCGAGCCCUUACUGCGGGAUCAACUCAUUAGCACUGCUCUCCCACUUCCAACCGACGUCGUAAUUAGCUGUGCGUUUUGAUCCGGAUGCAGAUCAAACAAUGUCACUUGCAGGAAAAACCAAUUUGAAAGAGCAGAACAGUGCGACUAAUUUAAUCAACAAGCACCUGUCCCCCGAGGGCCAGUCAGACGCUACAAAGGCAGACUCGCUUUUACCAUCACAGAAAGGUCAUGUCUGUUUACUCGUGAGGAAAUACAUGAAGAAUAUGUGUGUAAUAUGUGUGAUUCACUGACAGGCAUUAUGAAUAACUGCGUCUAUCAUGUUUAAAAAAAAAAGUGCAGUUGUCCAGUUACGUAUUUAAGCAUCUAUUUCCCGCUCUAAUAUGGGAAAAUAGAUGUUUAAAUUACAAAUAAAAACAUCCCAAAUUAUAUAACUAUUUAUAACCCCGGCCACUGUCUGCUUCGGGUUUGGCCCCUGAAUUCGUCAUGAAGCGAAUGCGUUAUCCGGCAUUGUAUGAAAUUGAAGCCAUAUAUUAGAGACGAGAUCAGACAACAAACCUUGUACUUUCUCAUCACAGAGCUCCUUCGCCUUCUCUCUCAUUAACUUGGGAAUGAGGACGUCAGUUUCCACGUGUCUUAAGUGCGUCUCCUCUGAAGUGAAACAGAGAAAUAUAUAUCUGUUUAACUGUUAAAUCGGCUGGUUACGUAGAUGUCAAUGCAGAGCUGUGGUGCUAGCAGGUUAGCUUCAGGAAACGAUAGCAUUGCUCCGUAAAUAAAUGAGUCGAGCAGCUCAUGCUCAGUAAAUAACCGAUAAAACGCUUUCUU